AUGGCUCCUCCCUCUACGCAAGCGAGUGCUCAAACGAAUCCUCACACCAAUGGCACGAACAAUAAUCACCAUCAUCAACAUCACCACGAUGAUCGAUCCCCACCUUUGAAUCGACUCGAAUUAUACAAUUUCAAAUCCUACAAAGGACGAGUGAUUCUGUGAGUACCGCGACGCGAAGCGGGAGUACCGGUUAUACGCCUUGCAGGCUACCUACGAUCUCAUUCUGAUCUGAACGGUCGUCGUGUGUCGUCUACCAGAGGUCCUUUUCAUUCGUUCACGGCCGUUAUAGGACCGAAUGGAGCGGGUAAAUCUAAUCUAAUGGACGCGAUCUCCUUCGUCCUCGGCGUACGAUCCUCUUCCCUCCGUUCCUCUGCACUCAAGGACCUCAUCUAUCGCUCGGGUGGGUCAAGGAAAGGGAAGGAACGUGGGGAGGUUGACGAUGAGGAUGGUGAAGAAGAGGAAGAGGAAGAAGGUGAAGAAGGUGGGGCGGGGGAGGAUGAUGAAGGACGCGUUGAUGGGGAGAGGAAGGCGUGGGUUCAAGCGGUAUAUAUCGAUACCAAGGGCAAGGAAUGGAAGUUCAAAAGAACGUGAGUGGUAUCCAGUACGCUGGAUGCAGAUCUACGCGCAAGGGACUGACCUCUUGUGACAUGUUCCAUUUUUUUGACAUUCCCGCCCCCUACGCUCGACGCGUCGAUCCAACGUCCCCCAACCCCCCCCCCCCCCCCGGCAGUAUCGCCCGCUCCGGCAUCUCGGAAUACCACCUCAAUGGCAAGAAAGUCAAGUACGAUCAAUACAACGACACGCUCGAGUCUUUCAACAUCCUCGUCAAGGCCAAGAACUUUCUCGUCUUCCAAGUCAGUGCCCAGCUUUUGUUUUUAUUCUCACCUUAAGAUUUUUCCCCCUCGCGGUUACGACGGUACUGAAGUCGCAACAAUCAUCCCGUCAAAAUUAGGGUGACGUCGAACAAGUCGCCUCUCAAUCACCCAAAGAUCUAGCCGUCUUGAUCGAUCGUAUUUCCGGUUCGGGCGAUUACAAAGAAGCUUACGAAGCCGCGGCGAAGGAUCUCGAACGAGCGACCGAAACGUCCGUUGCACAACACGCUAGGAGGAAGGGCGUGAACGGAGAGAUCAAGCAGUACAAGGAGAUGAAAAAAGAGGCCGAGAGGUGGAAGUCGUUGAUGCAGAAAAAGGUACGAUUUUUUUUUUCUUCUUCUCGAAGCGUGAGGGUCAAAUGCGCGUAAACUGAUUGUCAUACUUUGGCUUUGCCCCCCCUCUCUCUACCAGGAUGACGCCGUCGUUCAUCACUUGCUUUGGAAGUUGUUCCAUAUCGCCGAAGGCAUCAAAACCAACACCUCGGAAAUCGACGAAAAGAAUGCCCGUCUUUCGACUUUACGCGCCGACCACGCCGAAUUCGAAGAGCAACAAAAACUGGCCAAGAAGGACCACUCGAAGGCGCAAAAGGAGUUCUCCAAACAGGAGAAACAAGUCCUUCGCGCUUCGAAGGAAUUGGAAGAACGUCGGCCCGAAUUGGUCGCUAUCGAGGCGAGGAUCGCUCAUGCGCGAAAGAAAUUGAUCGCGGCGGAAACGAACGCUGAAAAAGUUCAAGUUGAUUUGAGGGCGGGGGAGGUCAAACUCGCGAGUUUGGAGGAGGAUCUUCAACUCGUACAGAGCGCCGCUGAUCGAGCGGCGCAAGAACAAGCUCAACAAGCUCGAGCGAGAGGGAUCGAUUUGUCCCAAGCCGAUAUCGACGAUUACCAUCGGCUCAAGAACCAAGCGGCCGUUUUGGCCGUGGCGGAGAGAGAGGCGUUGGUGGGUGUGCAGAGGGAUUUGAAGGGCAGGAAUGCGAAUUUGGUCGUGCAGAGGGACAGUGUGGAGGUGGCGCAGAGGAAGAGGGACAAGUUGGAGACCGAGCAGGAGGGAUUGAAUGCGAAGAAGGCGGCGGUGAGCUGGGCUUGAUACGACGGCCUUCUGUGAUCGAUACUGAUGUGAACGUACGCCGGAGCAGAUUGAUGCCAAGGUCAAGGAGGCGCAGGCCAACUUGAACCGAGCCAACAACGACCUCGAGGAGCUGAGGGCUCGCAAGAGGCAGACGACGUAAGUGAAUGCUAGCUGCAAGGCGGGAAACGGCUCCUUACUGACUACGGGGCGUGAAUUGGGUCAUAGGCAAACCGAAACCGAGCUGAACGAGAAGCUGCUCGACGCACUCAACAAGCUGCAACAAGCCGGCGCGGAGAAGCAAGAAUCCGAACGCGACGCCAAGUUCAAGGAAACGCUCUCGGCACUCAAGAGGACUUUCCCCGGGAUCAAGGGGAGGGUGAUUGAUCUGUGCAAGCCGACGCAGAACAAGUAUUCGUUGGCGGUGACGACCAUCCUGGGAAGGAACAUCGAUUCCAUUGUCGUGGAUAGCGAGAGGACGGCGAUUCAGUGCAUCGAGGUGGGCUCUUCCUUUCGUAGCGGUGGAGUGGACUUUGAAGAGGAUCUGAUCUCAAGCAACGCUCUUUCUCAAUGCAGUACAUGCGCGUUCAACGCGCGGGUCAAGCGACAUUCAUCCCCCUCGAAACCAUCACCGCCAAACCCGCGAACGACAAGUAUCGCAACUUUGCUCGCGGUGCCCGCCUCGCGAUCGAUGUCAUCACCUUCGAUACGAGCGUCGAAAGGGCGAUGCAGUUUGCGUGUGGGAACGCGUUGGUGUGCGAUACGAUUAAUGUGGCGAAGCAUGUCGUUUAUGAGAUGGGGCAAGAGGUCAAGGCCGUCUCGCUUGAUGGUACCGUCAUUCAUCGAAGUGGUUUGAUCACGGGUGGUGCUUCGAGUAACAGCAAUGGCCGGCACUUUGAGGAUCGCGAGAUUGAAGGUGAGCGUGCCUAUUGAACACCUCCGUUCAAGAUCUUUUUCCCCCUUCUGACCCUGCAUUCCCUCCUAACCUUCCUUACAGCCCUCCGCCGCAAGGAAGCAGAACUGCGCGGCAAGCUCAGCGAGAUUCUCAAGAACAAGCCCCGCGCCAACGUCGAGGAAGAGCUCAUUUCGCAAACCCAAAUCUACACCUCCGAACUCGCGAACCUACGCGACGACCUUUCCUCCAUCAACGCCCGACUGAAGGACACCUCUUCCGAGUUGAAAGUGAUCAAAACCACGCUCAAGGAUCUGAACGGCAAAGUCAGCCAACUCGAACGGGACAUCGAUUCGCUCAGUUCGAAAGCCAAGGACUUGGAAGCGACGAUCGCUUCCGCCGAAGAAGGGAUCUUUCGCGCUUUUUGUCGUCGUAUCGGCGUCUCCUCCAUUCGCGAUUACGAAGAACAACAGCUCGGCGUCGCGCAGGCCGCGAACGAAGCGAACCUCAAAUUCAAGACCCAGAUCGCUCGGUUGAACAACGCGAUCAAAUUCGAGAAGGAACGCGUCGAGACGACGAGGAAGAGGCUGGAUAGUUUGAGGAAUAUGGCCGUUCAAUCGAGAACGUCGUUGGGGACUUUGCAAGAGGAGAAGGAGGCGCUGGAGAACGAGCUCAAGACGCUGGAGAAAGGGAAUGAAGGUUUGAGGGAGACGUUGAGCGCGCUGGAGGCGGUGUUGAGGGAGAAGAGUGAGCGGUUGGAUGAAGUGCGCAGGGAAGGGAAUAAGAGCUACAAAGUUGUCGAGAAGACGCUCAAAGAAAUUGCGAACUGCGUGAGUUCAGAGUGCGACGUCUCUCGUUCUCUGUGUAUUUGGGCGUAAACUGACGAGUGAGUUCCUUGUCGGGCCCAUAUAGAACGACGAGAUCGAACGGCUGUCAUCGGAACGGUUUGCAAUCUACCGCAAGUGCAAGCUCGAGGAGAUCGACUUGCCGUUGGUCAAGGGCAAGCUCAACGCCGUGCCUAUCGACGAGGUAAGCCGUCCUGACGUCUCAUCAGUCAAUUAUAUCUGCUGACGACCUCUUGUGCAUGGUGCAGGCUCUUCCUCCUGCCGCACCGAUGGAUAUCGAGGGUGAUGAAGACGAGACACAAGCCGUCGUCACGACGAACGACUACGGCAUCGUACCCGACUACGACGAACUCGAAGAUGACGAAAGAGAAGACGGCUCGAACGAGAUGGGCGAAGCGCUUUCUCAAGCGAUCGUCGACCUCGAAACGGAGAUGGAUAAGAUGUCACCCAACCUCAAAGCGAUCGAGAAGCUUGGUGAUUCCGAAGCGCGUUUCCGUCAGAUCGACGCCGAGUUCGACCAAGCUCGCGAGGAAGCGAGGAAGGCCAAAGAGGCGUUCUCGGACCUGAAGAAGAAGAGGUGCAAGUUGUUCAACGCGGCGUACGAGCACAUCUCGGGAUCGAUCGAUAAGGUGUACAAGGACUUGACCAAGGGACGAGCGGCACCUAUGGGGGGUGUCGCUUAUCUCUCGCUCGAGGAUUCCGAGGUGUGUCGCGAGCAGAUAUCCACAUCGUGUUCUUGCGUGGGUGCUGAUUAAAGAUCAAUGUUUUGACUGCACAGGAGCCAUAUCUGCAUGGUAUCAAGUACCAUGCGAUGCCGCCGAUGAAGCGGUUCCGAGACAUGGACCAGCUCUCGGGAGGCGAAAAGACGAUGGCUGCUCUGGCGCUCUUGUUUGCUAUCCACUCGUGAGUGAUACUCCAUGUAUCAUUCACAAUUCGAAGAUUUUGACGCUGAUUCGCUACUUCUCUUCUUUGGCUUCAGCUUCCACCCAUCGCCAUUUUUUGUUCUGGACGAGGUCGACGCUGCUUUGGACAACACCAACGUACAACGGGUCGCUCGCUACGUGCAAAGCAUCGCUUCGCCCGAUUUCCAGUUCAUCGUCAUCAGCUUGAAGCCCGCAGUGAGUCGACGGACCGCCAAAAAAAAUUAGACUUUUAGGGUUGUCACUGAUCGACGCAUGGCUGGCCGUGCGUCAUGAUCGCAGUUCUUCGAACAAGCCGCGGCGCUCGUGGGUGUGUACCGACAAGGAGGUGGAUCCAAGAACCUUACACUUGAUGUACGUGCUUCAAACAUUCUCUCCUACUUUUUAUCUUUCUGUUUAGCCAUCGAGCUGAUCGUUUCCAUUUCACCCAUUUUCGUGCAGCUUACCCAAUACUCGGACUGA
Molecule: messenger RNA, 5053 nt
Organism: Microbotryum saponariae
Lineage: Eukaryota; Fungi; Basidiomycota; Microbotryomycetes; Microbotryales; Microbotryaceae
Source: the annotation of a GenBank genome assembly